Molecule: messenger RNA, 3555 nt
Organism: Sparassis crispa
Lineage: Eukaryota; Fungi; Basidiomycota; Agaricomycetes; Polyporales; Sparassidaceae
Exons: 9
Coding region: 1-3555 (1184 amino acids)
Molecular function (GO): acyltransferase activity, transferring groups other than amino-acyl groups; lyase activity
Source: RefSeq, a predicted model, not a curated record
AUGGAGCGCGUCAAGCAACUUGUAUCUCAUCUCUCUGGCGCAAAGGGCGUCUCCGCUCUCCAGCGCAAGAGCCCCGAUGAUGUCGUUAUUACCAUGGCUAUACGGUCUCCCUUGUGCAAGGCCAGGAAAGGAGGAUUCAAGGAUACGAGGAGCGAUGAGCUUCUGACGGAGAUGUUCAAGCAAGCCAUCUCCCGGUCCACAAUCGACCCUGCACUCAUUGGCGACAUCACCGUGGGUACUGUCCUUCCCCCAGCGCCGACGUACGAAGCGCGUGCAGCGGCUCUCGCAGCUGGCAUUCCAGACUCCGUACCCGUGCAGACGGUCAACAGGUUCUGCUCCUCGGGUCUCAUGGCGGUGACCGACAUUGCGAAUAAAAUCCGAGUAGGCCAGAUCGAUAUCGGUCUCGCUGUCGGAGUGGAGAGCAUGUCGUACAAUCCUGACAAAGGUGGACCUGAGUUCAGUGAGGUGAUCCAAGCUCACACGGCCGCAAAUGACUGCGCGAAGCCCAUGGGGUGGACUUCGGAGAACGUAGCCGCCGACUUCGAUAUCUCCCGCGAUGAGAUGGACGACUUUGCCGCUCUCUCCUUCCAGCGCGCCGAGGAAGCAGACAAAGCGGGAAAGUUUGCCCACGAGAUCGUACCCUUCACGGCGUUCGUCAACGAUCCGGAGACCGGAAGGCGCACGACGAAAGUGGUCACGAGAGACGACGGCAUCAGGUAUGCAACGACGAAGGAGAGUCUGCUGAAAGUGCGGCCAGCGUUCCCCCAGUGGGGUCGUGGCCAUACAACGGGUGGAAAUGCCAGUCAGAUCACGGAUGGUGCAGCAGCAGUUCUUUUGAUGACCAGGAAAAAAGCGGAAGAGCUGGGACUGAAGAUCCUUGCCAAGUAUGUCACAACGUCGGUGGCUGGGGUUGCCCCACGCAUCAUGGGCAUCGGCCCUUCGCUCGCUAUCCCCAUGGUGUUGGAGCAGGUCGGCAUCACUAUUGACGAUGUUGACCUCUUCGAGAUCAACGAAGCGUUCGCAUCGAUGUAUGUUUAUUGCGUGCGCAAGCUCGGCCUGGACAUCGGCAAGGUGAACGUUAAUGGAGGCGCGAUUGCGCUGGGACACCCGCUAGAUAACUCCACCACAGCUGCCUGUCUGUCCUUAACUUUUGCCUUCAUCGCGGGGUCCUCCACCGCCAUGGCUAGCUAUGCCAACGUAAACUCUAAUGCUCCCUCUCCCUACGGUUCGGGCGAUCCUUACUACAAUGAAUCCUCUGGAUUCAUCACACCCCAGCCCAAAUCUAAGAGGAGUCUAAGCAACUGGAUCAAAUUUGGUGUCCCUGUCCUCAUCGCUGUCAUUGUUGCCGCCGUUCUCGGUGGUGUCCUGGGUAGUCGAGCCCACCACAAUUCCUCGAAAUCAUCCGCCGCCGCCGCAUCAUCCGCUUCCCCCAGCGGUGCGGCCGCCGCGAGCCAGGCUGCCAGCAUUCAGGCAGCUAUCGGCGUAUUCCCAACCGCAACCGCCAGCCUGUACAUGCUCCCCGUUUACCCUUCUACUACGAAUACAGCGGCUUUUACUACACCUACGUUCAAUUCUGCUGCCGGCAGUAACGUCGGCUGGCCUUCAGAUCCUUUUCAACCUGCUAGUCCCGCCCCAACGAGCCUUCGUCCUGAUCGUCCACGUAUUAUCGCCCCUUCCUACAAGUGGGAAGUCCUUCCGAGUCUCAUAUCCAACAACCCAUACUUGAAGUAUUGGAACGACUCUAUUUUCAGCAACGCCACGGACUAUUAUAACCAGCCAGUGGUACCAUAUUACCUUGAUAGUGGCAACGGUAUACUCGAUGUUGCCCGUCAAAUCAAAAUGAGGAUUAAGGCGUUUUCCUACGCCUAUCGUAUGACCAACGAUACCAAGUGGGCCGACAGGGCGUUCAAGGAGCUCCAGAAUGCUGCAGGCAACGGUACCAACAGUUUCGGUCCCAGCGAUGAUACGCGCUGGAACCCCAUCCACUUCCUCGAUACCGCCGAGUUGAUGAACGCAUUCGGCAUCGCAUACGACUGGAUGUACGACGUGUGGACCGACCAGCAGAAAGGCCAGAUUCUGUGGACUUUGCUCACGUACGGACUUCAGCCCGCUCUCGCCGGGUGGAACAACGCAAACAACGCGUACUGGGAAUGGUGGUCUAGCAACACUCAGGGUAAUUGGAACUGUGUUUGCAACGGCGGUAUCACUCUCGCUUCGCUCGCCGUCCUGGGUGAUGAUCCCACAAACACCGCCCAAACCCUCCUUGGUCUGACCAUCCCCAACGCCCUGGCGAAUUGCGCGGAAGGAGUUACCUCGGAUGGAACAUGGCAGGAGACGCCUAAUUAUUGGUACUUUGGUGUAACUGGCCAUGCCGAGAUGGCGUCGGCCCUCAUGACCGCCGCGGGCUCCGACUUCGGGUUGCUGACGACGAACCCUGGAUUCGCGUUGACAGGACUGUUCCACAUGUACGCGACGGGUCCGGCUUCCACGUUUAGCUGGGGCGACAAUGGCGUCAACCUGUACUCAACUACCGCCAACCCCCUCCUGUUCUACGGAGACGUUUACCAGCACCCCGAGUAUGUCCUGUUCCAGCGCGACCAGUUCCAAACGCACAGCGAUCCAUGGAGCAUGUUCUGGUAUACCCCGACAGUCUCGGGCGCCUUCUGGGACGAUCUGCCGUUGGACCACUUCUUCGACAACCAUACCGAUCAGUGGGGUUCGAUGAGGAGCAGUUGGACAGAUGAGGAUGCGUUGUACGUUGGUAUCAAGGCCGGCACGCUCCAGGGUCACCAGACACACAAUGACCUUGACUGCGGUACCUUCGUUCUGGAUGCACUCGGCACGCGGUGGUUUGGAGAACUUGGUGACUCCAACUACCUUGCGGAGGGUUACUUCAGCAACGAUACUCAGAGCAGUGAGCGGUGGUGGUACUACCGCAAGCGCACGGAGGGCCAGAACACCAUCCUCGUUGACCAGCAGAACCAGCUCGUCACUGCUGCGCCAACGAUUAACUACGAUUCUUCGGGAACCGUACAAGGCUCUAGCACCGUGUUCGAUGUUCCGAGCAACUCAACGGCGUUCUUCACGGCGAACCUCGCGAGUGCCUACAACGAGGUUUCAUCCUUCCAGCGUGGCAUCCGCAUGAUCAACGGCAGGAAGCAGGUCCUCCUUCAGGACGAUAUCAGUGCGACCGGGUCCAUCAUGUGGCGAGGGCAUACCAAUGCGACGAAUAUCAAUAUCGAUUCGAAUGGAACGAGCGCGACGUUGCAGAUCGGCAAUGAGAAAUUGCUCAUGCAGAUCAUCAGCCCAACGAGCGGCGCUACCAUCUCGACUGCUCAGCCGGUUCGCUUCUCGAGCGACCCUCCUCUUCCGGCUGGUGCAGAAAACCAGGAUCUGCCCAACACUGGAGUGACCGUGGUAGAGAUCAACUUGAACGCGGGAACGUACAGUUUGCAGGUGCUGUUCAGCCCACAAUGGGACGGCAUGUCUUCAAGCGCAUAUGUUACGCCCCCCAGUGUGCCCAUCUCUUCGUGGUCAUUGACGAGCCACAACUGA